Molecule: messenger RNA, 1419 nt
Organism: Saccoglossus kowalevskii
Lineage: Eukaryota; Metazoa; Hemichordata; Enteropneusta; Harrimaniidae
Product: echinoderm microtubule-associated protein-like 6
Molecular function (GO): microtubule binding
Source: RefSeq, a predicted model, not a curated record
CGGCUGGGGUAACAACACUAAACCUAAGCAUCAAAUGAGGCUGUUAUAAUAGUGAUCCGACGAGUAAUAUCACUCAUAAUUUAAAGGUGUGAGUGUCGAGCAGGAACCAUGGGGGACAAAACAGCUCCCGGGUCGUCCCUGAGACUGGAAUGGGUAUAUGGAUAUCGUGGCCACCAAUGCCGUAGUAACCUCUAUUACACAGCAAGUAAGGAGAUCGUGUAUUUUGUAGCGGGCGUGGGAGUGGUCUACAAUACCAAGGAACAGAGUCAGAAAUUCUUCCUUGGCCACGAUGAUGAUAUUAUUAGCCUUGCAUUACAUCCUGAACGAAGCAUGGUAGCUACUGGACAGAUUGGAAAAGAACCAUACAUAUGUGUUUGGGAUACUUACAAUGUACAGACAGUAUCGAUACUAAAAGAUGGACACCAGAAUGGAGUUGCUGCUCUCAGUUUUGAUCCAGAGGGAAUGAGAUUAGCAUCAGUUGGUCUUGACAACCAUGGUACUAUCAAUGUAUGGGACUGGAGAAAAGGAAAGAUACUGGCAACUACCAGAGGACACACAGACAGGAUUUUUGAUAUUCAGUUUAACCCAUACAAAGAAAACAGUAUCGUCACAUGUGGUGUCAAACAUAUCAAGUUUUGGACGUUAUGCGGCAAUUCAUUGACAGCUAAGAAAGGAGUAUUUGGUAAAGUAGGAGAGCUGCAGACUAUACUGUGUCUGGCCUUUGCACAGGAUGAUAUAACAUACUCUGGUACAUUGAAUGGUGAUAUCUAUGUAUGGAAAGCCAAUAAUUUGCAAAGAAGUAUACAAGGUGCUCACUCAGGAAGCAUCUACACUAUAAAUGCAUCUGAUGAUGGCUAUUCCACAGGUGGUAAAGAUGGAUAUGUUAGACUAUGGGACUGUGAUUUCAAAUCUAUCACAAAAAUAGACUUGACAGAUUCCAAUGAAGGAUAUCAAGGUGUGUUCAGUCCUGACAGCAAAACUUUGGCAGUUGGAUCUGAGGAAGGUACAGUUGAUUUUUAUGACCUUACACAAGGACAGUCAUUACAGAGAGCUGGCUACUGUAAAGGAAUCCCAAGUUUUGUAUUUCAGUUGGAUUUCUCAGCUGACAGCAAAUACAUAGAGGUGGGCACUGGUGCAUAUGAAAGGCUUGUCUAUAAAGUACCAAGUGGAAAUGCUGUUACCGAUAAAAAUAUCAUCAGUAAGAUUACCUGGGCAUCAUGGACAAGUGUUUUAGGUCAAGAGGUGAUAGGUAUAUGGCCGCGUAGUGCAGAUAAGGCUGAUGUGAAUACUGCACAUUUAGCGAACACAUGUAAUGCAUUGGCAACUGGCGAUGAUUUUGGAUUUGUCAAACUAUUCCAAUUUCCCAGUGAUCAGAAAUAUGUGAGUAUACCAGUACUAAAAAAAAUGUCAUUCUUAUAA